Molecule: messenger RNA, 513 nt
Organism: Alternaria alternata
Lineage: Eukaryota; Fungi; Ascomycota; Dothideomycetes; Pleosporales; Pleosporaceae
Exons: 1
Coding region: 115-426 (103 amino acids)
Source: RefSeq, a predicted model, not a curated record
CUUCUGGGGAGCGUCGUUGCUAUCGACGCACCGUCGCUGCUUUGUGUGUGCUGGGACGAGGGCUGAGGGCUGGCUUGCGGUAGAGACGUUAUCGCACGCCGUGGCCAGUCGACGAUGGGGCUGCCCAAGGUGCUUGGUGCCGCGGCUGGAUGCAGGGCCGGGGGGCGGGCUAUAGCAGGCGUGAGGGCGAUGAGGGUGCACGCUGGGAAGAAUGGCGGGCGUCGAACAUGCCAGAGACGUGUGAAAGCGUCGUGGUCGCCGGGUCGAGGCAGGCGAGUUGAGAUCACACUUGUUGCGGAGUCUGUGGUGAGAAGCCGGGGCCUGUGCGGUCCACAUGGAGCGUCAUUCGUUCAAUCUUCUCGCGGCACGCCAGUCGACCGUCUCUCUUUCGCGUCUCGCGCCCAACUUCAAACUCGACCUUACUAACUGGCCCUACUACACUCGACUACACCGUGCCAGCCUCCGUGCCCGGCUCUAUUUCACGGCCAUCGCCCUCACCUCCAACGCUGCAAC